AUGGGUGCCAGGGGCGCUCCUUCACGCCGGAGGCUGGCGGGGCGGCGGCUGCGAUACCUGCCCACCGGGAGCUUUCCCUUUCUCCUCCUCCUGCUGCUGCUCUGCAUCCAGCUCGGGGGAGGACAGAAGAAAAAAGAGAAUCUUUUAGCUGAAAAAGUAGAACAGCUGAUGGAAUGGAGUUCCAGGCGCUCAAUCUUCCGAAUGAAUGGCGAUAAAUUCCGAAAAUUUAUAAAGGCACCACCUCGAAACUAUUCUAUGAUUGUUAUGUUCACUGCUCUUCAGCCUCAACGGCAGUGUUCUGUGUGCAGGCAAGCUAAUGAAGAAUAUCAAAUACUGGCUAACUCCUGGCGCUAUUCGUCUGCUUUCUGUAACAAACUCUUCUUCAGUAUGGUGGACUAUGAUGAGGGGACAGAUGUUUUUCAACAGCUCAACAUGAACUCUGCUCCCACGUUCAUGCAUUUUCCUCCAAAAGGGAGACCCAAGAGAGCUGAUACUUUUGACCUUCAAAGAAUUGGAUUUGCAGCUGAACAACUAGCAAAGUGGAUUGCUGACAGAACGGAUGUUCAUAUUCGAGUCUUUAGACCACCCAACUACUCCGGCACCAUUGCUUUGGCCCUGUUAGUGUCACUUGUUGGCGGUUUGCUCUAUUUAAGAAGAAACAACUUGGAAUUCAUCUAUAACAAGACUGGUUGGGCCAUGGUAUCUCUGUGUAUAGUCUUUGCUAUGACUUCUGGCCAGAUGUGGAAUCAUAUCCGUGGACCUCCGUAUGCUCAUAAGAACCCACACAAUGGACAAGUGAGCUACAUUCAUGGAAGCAGCCAGGCUCAGUUCGUGGCAGAGUCACACAUUAUUCUGGUAUUAAAUGCUGCUAUCACCAUGGGGAUGGUUCUUCUAAAUGAAGCAGCAACAUCCAAGGGAGAUGUUGGAAAAAGACGGAUAAUUUGCCUAGUGGGAUUAGGCCUGGUGGUCUUCUUCUUCAGUUUUCUACUUUCAAUAUUUCGUUCCAAAUACCAUGGCUAUCCUUACAGCUUUUUAAUUAAAUGAAGCCAAGUGGGAUUUGCAUAAAGUGAAUGUUUACCAUGAAGAUAAAGUGUUCCUGAGAUAUAUUUUGAAUUCUUGAGUUCAUUUCCACAUUGUGAUAAUCUAGCUUAUUCUUGUGUAAUUUUUUUUAAAUGUGAGUUUUCCUGGUAAAUUUAAGUUACGGAU
Molecule: messenger RNA, 1206 nt
Organism: Puma concolor (puma)
Lineage: Eukaryota; Metazoa; Chordata; Mammalia; Carnivora; Felidae
Gene: TUSC3
Product: tumor suppressor candidate 3
Cellular component (GO): oligosaccharyltransferase complex
Source: RefSeq, a predicted model, not a curated record